This is a messenger RNA of Cooperia oncophora, 645 nucleotides long. NCBI's taxonomy places the organism in Eukaryota, Metazoa, Nematoda, Chromadorea, Rhabditida, Trichostrongylidae. The record is from the annotation of a GenBank genome assembly.
AUGAGUGCAGAGCAACUGAGUGAAGCGGCGAAGCGGCUUGAUGUGGACAGCUACGUCAAUUUCGUCCAUCGUAUGAGUGCAGAGCAACUGAGUGAAGCGGCGAAGCGGCUUGAUGUGGAAUGUGACGUCAAUUUCGAUCGCUAUCACGAUGUUGAUUCUGACGCGCUGCAAGAGCCAGCGCUGAAGAAAUGGCAGGGAGGAGAAUACUUAAUCAUUUCAAUGGGAGGGGUUGAUAGAAAAUGGGAAGCAACUGGAGCACACGACAUUGGUGGACUCGACGAGUGGUUUUCAAAGAAUAAUACCACCGAUGGCUUAUUCGCUAAAGAUCAGAAAUACGAUCGCUCAAAUUGGGAGCCGCAGUUCGUCUCUCAUUCGCAAAUUCCUUUCCAUGAUGAGCGAUUUCCAUUUCAGCUUCGAGACAAUACCGUACUGCGAUGGGAACUCUGUCGUGCAAAUUAUACGAUUGACGUUUUGGACGACGUUUUCAUGUUUCAUCGAGGAAUAAAAUUGCCAAAUAAUGGGAAAUCGUUCAAGGUUCAGAAGCGGAACUCAGCCAGGUUUGAUGAGGCUUUGAAGACAUUUAAACAGCGAAUGGACAAGGAGUACCCGGAAACGAAGCAACGUUGCCCUACACCAGAACGAUGA